Messenger RNA from Zerene cesonia (dogface butterfly), 1935 nucleotides. RefSeq names its product UDP-glycosyltransferase UGT5-like (gene UGT44A1). The transcript is spliced from 4 exons. The coding region runs from base 237 to 1820 and encodes 527 amino acids. NCBI's taxonomy places the organism in Eukaryota, Metazoa, Arthropoda, Insecta, Lepidoptera, Pieridae. Gene Ontology annotation, molecular function: UDP-glycosyltransferase activity. The record is from RefSeq and is a predicted model, not a curated record.
GACUCAGUCGGGAACCUUCGGCUGGUUCCGCAGCACGCUCUGCAGGCAAAACAAGGUCACGGCAGUGACGGCGCGCGGUCACCGAAUAUUUUUGAAUAUUACGACAUAGCUACACCGUCAGCGGUAUGAUUACCUCAUAGCAUCUACCUAUUAUUAGCUGGAUACGCAAGCUAUAUACAUAGCUUCCAUCUACUCCCUAGUAACCUCCGCGCCGCGCAACAAAACGAACGUCCGAAAUGGCAAAACACAAUGCCUUCCUUGUCUUUCUCAUUGCACAAGUGAUAGUUGCACACAGUUACAAAAUACUCGGCGUAUUCCCUUCCCUGGACCGAAAUAACUACCUCACAUAUAGACCACUAUUCCGUGAAUUGGCAAUUCGAAAUCAUGAUGUGACUCUAAUUAGCCACUUUCAAAUGCCAAACGCACCGGAUAAUUACAAAGACAUAUUAUUGAGUGAAAAUCCAGUGUACAGAGGUUUGUCCUACGACUCAGUUAUCGUGAAUGAGGUGUCGCGAGUUCCAUUCGAGACGUUAGUUUCAACUAAAGCCGGGAACGACGAUUGUAAAACGCUUAUGAAUCACAAUCAGGUGUUGCACAUGAUAAGAACUCGACCUCGAUACGAUGUGAUAAUAGUAGAGUCUUAUAACAGUGAUUGCGCUCUCGCUCUGGCGGCAAAUUUGAGUGCACCGUACAUCGCUUUCAAUCCACAGCCAAUUCAUCCCUGGCAUUUCAAUAGACUAGGGAUCAAUUUCAAUUCAGCCCAUGUUCCUCAGUCCCUGUUGCAGUAUGGAAAGCAACCUUGGUUUUUUGACCGGUUAAAGAGCUACGUUUUAUACUACAUUACCCAAUGGGUGUAUUAUAUUGGAUCGCAAGUGACUGACCAUGUUUAUUUAUACAAAUAUUUGGGUGAUAACCUCCCCACGUUGGAAACCAUCGCUGCAAAUGCAAGCCUUGUGUUUGUAAACACACAUCAAUCGGUUUUCGGUGGGGUUGCCAGGUCGGAUAACGUAAUUGAUAUAGGAGGUAUACACAUCAGGCCACCUAAGAUUAUUCCCACGGAAAUCGAGAGAUUCAUAAACGAGGCCGAGCACGGUGUCAUUUAUAUGAACUUAGGUUCUACUGUAAAGGACUCAACACUACCGAGCGAUAAAUUAAAUGAACUGCUAUCAACAUUCGGUAAAUUGCCUCUUAGAGUGUUGUGGAAAUGGGAUGGGGGCAUCGUAGAGAAUCUGCCAAGAAACGUUAUGACUAUGAGAUGGCUGCCUCAAUAUGAUAUCUUAAAACACGAAAAUGUAAAAGUAUUCAUUUCGCACGCUGGCAUCUUGAGCACUAUAGAAGCAAUAGACGCUGGAAUUCCUGUUAUUGCAAUCCCAUUGUUUGGAGAUCAGUACGGAAAUGCUGCAGCCUUAGUGGACGCGGGAGUAGCUACCAUUGUCCCGUAUCAAGACUUGAAAAAACAGUAUCUAUUGGACGCUAUUAAUGACGCAUUGGAUUUAAAGUAUCAAGAGCAAGCGAAACUCGUCUCAAGAAUGUGGCACGACCGUCCCAUGUCUCCCCUUGAAAGCGCCAUCUAUUGGAUCGAGUACGUAGCUAGAUACCGUGGGACACCUCAGCUAGUAGCGACAUCUACCACGGUGCCUUGGUAUCAACAAAUGCAGCUAGAUGUCCUUGCCUUUAUCGGCAUCGUAUUUUACAUCCUAACAUGUGUCCUUUAUAAGUUAUUAAGCGUAUGCUGUUGCUCCUGCUGUCGUAGUGAUGUCCCUGUAGAAAGUACGGAAUUUAAUGAAGAAAGGAGAUCAAAAAGAGUUAAAUUUGAAUAGACGUUAAAGUUUGUUUGGUGAUAUAAAUAUCAGGUACUUAAUGAGCGUUUUAUGGAAAGGAAAUUAUUAGACUGGUGUUAUUUAUUGAUCGUUUUGAAUUAAAAAGAUAAAUUUA